Episyrphus balteatus (marmalade hoverfly) is the source of this 1156-nucleotide messenger RNA. Its product is annotated as fibrous sheath CABYR-binding protein-like. Gene Ontology annotation, biological process: negative regulation of protein sumoylation. NCBI's taxonomy places the organism in Eukaryota, Metazoa, Arthropoda, Insecta, Diptera, Syrphidae. Gene Ontology annotation, molecular function: calcium ion binding. The transcript has a single exon. Bases 197 to 1156 code for a protein of 319 amino acids. The record is from RefSeq and is a predicted model, not a curated record.
GUGUGAUAGUCAAUCAUACAAUCAGCAGAGAGAAACAAUUUGCCAAGAAGUUAUACACUUGGAAACAGUCAAGAGAUUGUCUUCGAGAUUAAUUAUGCGAAUAGAACUGUAAAAGAAUUAACUAUAAAUAAGAAAUAAUUUGACAAACAAAGCAUCAUUCAUUCGAGAACAUUUAUGAAUAGAAAAUCUUAGAAUUAUGGUAAGUCAAUUCAACAAAACGCACCGAUUUAAGGACUUAAAGGAUAACACAAACAUAUUUGAAUAUUUGCAGAGAUUCUUCGUUGUAGGAUUUACAUUGCUAGCUUUAGCAUCAGCUGGAGUAGUUCCAACUGAAUACUUGCCACCAGUACAGGAGGUAGCCGCACCAACUGUUGAAUACUUGCCACCAGCUGAAGCUGUUAUUGCCCCUGAACCAACUAUUUUAGCUGAUGAUGGAUAUCGUUACAAGACUGUGAGGAAACUUCGUUUGAGGCAUCGUCGUGAUGUUAACGAACUUAGCAACGAAUACUUGCCCCCAGUUGAGGAACAAGCUGCCGUCGAAGUAGCUGCCCCAGUUGUUGAAGUUGCCCCAGUACCAGAUUCCGCUGUUCUUGCUGAUGAUGGAUACCGUUACAGAACCGUGAAGAGGUACCGUCUUAGGCGUCGUCGUGAUGUUAACGAACUCAACAACGAAUACUUGCCCCCAGUUGAGGAACAAGCUGUUGUUGAAGUUUCCGCCCCAGUUGUCGAAGUUGCCCCAGUACCAGAGUCCGCUGUUCUUGCUGAUGAUGGAUACCGUUACAGAACCGUGAAGAGGUACCGUCUUAGGCGUCGUCGUGAUGUGAACGAAAUCAACAACGAAUACUUGCCCCCAGUUGAGGAACAAGCUGCUGUCGAAGUAUCUGCCCCAGUUGUCGAAGUUGCUCCUGUACAAGAAUCAGCCGUUCUUGCUGAUGAUGGAUACCGUUACAGAACCGUGAAGAGGUACCGUCUCAGACGUCGUCGUGAUGUUAACGAACUCAACAACGAAUACUUGCCCCCAGUUGAGGAACAAGCUGCCGUCGAAGUGUCUGCCCCUGUUGUCGAAGUCGCUCCUGUACAAGAAUCCGCCGUUCUCGCUGAUGAUGGAUACAGGUACAAAACUGUUAGGAAAUUGAGAUAUCGUUAUCGUCAUUAA